Molecule: messenger RNA, 729 nt
Organism: Perkinsus marinus ATCC 50983
Lineage: Eukaryota; Perkinsozoa; Perkinsida; Perkinsidae
Exons: 3
Coding region: 1-729 (242 amino acids)
Cellular component (GO): Cul4-RING E3 ubiquitin ligase complex; cytoplasm
Source: RefSeq, a predicted model, not a curated record
AUGAAUGGUGAGGGUAUUUAUGCAUUUGAUGUCGAUGCCCCCAAUGAGCCCCUUGGCCCCCCCUUCAAAGGCCACGCUAACUUCCGUACAGUCAAGGAGGUAUCACUAGUAGGCCUCAAUCAGGAAUAUGUUGCUAGUGACAUCGCUCGGCCCGACCAAAGCGACGACGACGAGGAUGAUGACGAUGACGACGAAUACGUUUCUCGGCAUCCUGUGGAUCCUAGGCUGGCAUUCGUCGGUUUUGGUGCAGACCGUGACGUUGUGAACUGUGUCCAGCAGCAUCCUUCCGAGCUGUGUGUAGCUACCUCGGGGUUCGAGGAUGAUAUCAAGCUAUGGCGUCUAGGGAGUCCUAGGCAAAAACCUACACUGCGGGCCCUACGGCGAGCAUGUCAUGCUAACGCUGCUCCUGCACAGCUGGACAGGUUCCUCGACUUUCCUGUUGUAGCCAUGAUGAGACUGUUGGACCAACGUGUUCGGGAUGGCACGAUACAUGACGAGGACGAUGAUGACAUCGAAGGUGACGAGGAGGAGCUCUUGGCGCGCAGUCAACUGAGAAGACUGUUGUUCAGUUGGCGAGCAUACGUCCUCCGUCUGGCUCCGAUGAUGAUGUCAUGCCCAAUGCCCGAAGUAGCGCUAGUGAGCCAGGAAGUAUUGGAGAGGACGAGGAGGGUAGCGAUCAAGGCGAUAUCAGUUCCCCCCCAGACCCAGCCAGACGACGGCCACGUAUGA